Molecule: messenger RNA, 681 nt
Organism: Penicillium canariense
Lineage: Eukaryota; Fungi; Ascomycota; Eurotiomycetes; Eurotiales; Aspergillaceae
Product: ankyrin repeat domain-containing protein
Exons: 2
Coding region: 1-681 (226 amino acids)
Molecular function (GO): protein binding
Source: RefSeq, a predicted model, not a curated record
AUGUCUGCCUCGACACCAAAGCCCCAGCCGACAGUGCCGGUUGCACUUUCUUUCGAGGCCAUUGACGACCUCAUCUACGAUGCCCGUGCUGGUGACCUCGAAGCCCUGAAUGCGGACAUCGCCACCCUGGCUUCGCAGUACAACUGCCCCGAGUCCCAGAUUGUGGCAUCUGCGAUUGACAUGGAAGAUGAGAGCGAAGGCGGGACAGGGUGUUGUGUGCUGCACUUCCCUGCUGCGAAUGGAAAUCACGAAAUCCUCAACACACUCCUCCAAAAGCUGUCCUCGCUGGAUGCCGCUCAGCGCACGGCAUUCAUCAACCACCGCAAUCACUCCGGCAACACGCCGCUGCACUGGGCCGCCCUGAACACGCACCUGGAAUGUGUGAAGGGACUUGUUGAGGCUGGCGCGGAUGUCGCUAUCAAGAACGACGCGGGCCACGACGCAGUGUUCUUGGCGGAGCGCGCCGCUUGGUCCGCUGCUGCUGAGGAGGUUGAUGAGAAUGAGAAUGAGAAUGAGCCGCAGGAGAUUGAGAUGACUAUUGGCGAGGAGCAGAGUGAGGGCCAGCAGCAGGCCGAUGCUGGGGAGAUGUCUGCUGGCAGACAGGUUGUUGAGUGGUUGCUGAGUUCGGAGAAGGCGGCCGGGCUGGAGAGCAGUGCUACUGAGGGUGAGAGAUCGGCAUGA